Lizanozyma spartinae is the source of this 3567-nucleotide messenger RNA. RefSeq lists its product as uncharacterized. Lineage: Eukaryota; Fungi; Ascomycota; Pichiomycetes; Serinales; Debaryomycetaceae. Bases 1 to 3567 code for a protein of 1188 amino acids. The record is from RefSeq and is a predicted model, not a curated record. The transcript has a single exon.
AUGGAUAACUACGAUUCCCUACUACUACAGCUUGCGGCGCCCUUGGUGUUUGUGGAUUUAGAGACUCCGGUGCCGAUAUCGGAGAAGAUCAAACAUAAUCUCCAUCGAAGCAUUGCCAUCAACAACAUAGACACCAGAGUAUGGGAUAAUUGCAUUAUACUGAAUCGUCUAAAUCGGGCCAAGUAUCGGUUCCAGUACCGAAAAUAUGAAGCAAUAGACUCUAAAGGCAGUUCAAAAUUAUCUCCGUUCCACCCUGAAUCAGAUAUCUACCCCAAUGGGAUCAUAAGCAGUAAGUGGUUUGAGAAAUACAUGAAGGAUAUACCCUUUGCGGUGAUAACGGUGUAUCAAUUGAGUGAGGAUCCAGCGCAUGAUAUCAGAAUCAUUAAUGAAAUCAACAAUAAUGGUGGAUGCGGUGACUCAUUCACUCAGAUCUCGGUUCUAGCGUGUAGUCAGCUGAAAGAUAUGGAUAGAAUAGACAAGAUUAAGCUGGUGAUUCAUACCAAAAUGGUAUAUUUGAUUGACGAUUCACAACAAUUACCGAAGGAUACGGAUGUGUUGGUAUCUUCAUUAAUCAACAGUUUAAAACAGUCGAGUCAUUCAUUUUACAGUGGCUUGGAAACAAGAAUCAGAAACCGGAACUCCAAGUUCUAUGCCUAUCCGAGUGAAAUUGACCAUAUUGACACCAAGAUCACCAUUUCACCGAAGAUCCUUGAGACUCGGAAUCUUAUCAAACAAGCAAUGGUAAGUCAGUUCUCUAAUAUGCAACAUCUUGAACCGUCUAUCAAACUACUUGAAGCUGCGUAUCAAGCGCAGAUAGCUUUGCUUAAACAGCAUAUCGAUGUAUUUGAAGACGCUCCUUCUACUCAUGACCAGCAAUUAUAUUUCCAACUUCGAACGGCCAUUGACAUCACUGCUUUCCACAUAGUCAGAGCCCAUCUUUCAUUAGAAGACCCUAUAAACGCAUUGAAGAAACACCAAGCACACAUUAUGAAUGUUCAGAACGUUGUGAAGACUAAGACUAACGAAAGCAAUUGGCAAUCUAUUCAAUAUGAAUGGCUAGCAGAUUUGCUUUCACUUGUACCUGAUUCUAUAAUACAAGCCAUUCAACAAUAUCAUCCUUCUUCAAAGAAGGCCGUGGCCAAUCAAAAAAUGGUCCACUUCUUUGGUGGAUUCCAGUUGAAAGAUAAGAACAUGACCAUUAUAACCGAAUCGGCAUUCAUCUAUUCCAAGUCAUAUGAUUGUUUAAAGAGUCUUACAACCUUACCUGAACCCGAACUGAUCUACAUGUCUUGCAAAGAUUCAUCUCUAGGGUUAACCAAAAAGAGAGCGACUCUAUUAGAGAAUGCAUUAUCGGCGUUAUCUACAAAUUCCUUAGAACUGAAUGAAGAAGAAGACUAUAAACAUUUUAUUGCAUAUUUGAACUGGCAAGUUGCCCAAGAGUAUUUGCAAAUGUCCGACGAUACUACUGUAUUGGUUAAGGCUUCGAACUUGUUAAAGACAGCUUUAAGCCAUUUCCAAGAUAAUCAUUGGAGUCUUGUUAAGGAAAAGAUUAUUGAAAAGUUGAUUGAAAUAGGCAUAAAACUUGAUAGCAACCCUGAACAAGUUGUUCUUUUUACUUUAAAGCUUUUACGUAUGAAAAACCUUUUUUCAAUCACCAAACACUUUGAAUUUCAAUUCCCCUCAGAAUUCACUAUGGAUAUAAAUGUGCCUUAUUUCGACACAACUGUCUUACUAGCUCCUCAAUUUGGAGCAAAAGACAUUAGAAUUAAUGAUGUGUGCUUUACCCAAAUAGAAUUAAAGCCCACCAUUCAUAGGAACACUUUUCACCGACUUUUCCCUGGUUCAGAAUACUCUUUGGUUAUUAAUCAACUUGAUGUUGAAUACACUCGAGUAGAUGGGAGAAGAACUGGAACCAAAUCGUUUCCUUCAAUUACGUUGAACCAUGAUCCAACACGUGAACUGUUAAAGGUGACCCAAGUUGAUGAUUCAAAUGAAUUAAACCUUUCAUUUGACGGAAUGGAGAACAAAGUGAUUUUAUACUCACAAGAAGCUGAUUGUGUGGGUCAUCAUAAGAUUCAAACAUUAAGAUUCCAAAGUACUUUGGUUAUUAAGAAUGAGAAAUUCGUCUUAAUAUUGCAUUCAUCAUGGGAGGAUAAUUUGGAUCAAAUAAACCGGACCAACCAGCUUGUAUCGACCAAUUUCUAUCAGCUGAAAGCUCUUCAUCCGACAAAGCUAAGACUUAAUGGAAGAAUGCCUCACACUAUUAAAAUAUCACCAUUGGUUCCUGAUGUGACAAUUGAUUGGAACAACCAAGAAUUGUCCAAUAUCACCAUUGGAGAAAAGGUUGAAAUCCCCUUGGCUAUUGAAUAUAAAAAGCCACACAAACAUGCAUAUAACAGUAUCAAACUUCAAGCUAAUGUUGGAGUUCUGGAUUCCAAUAGUCGAUUAUCCACCAGAUCUUACUGGGAAGGGUUUAAAGAUGACGAAUCGAUUCCAUUAGAUGUUGGACACACUAAUGUUCGAUUAUUUAUUUCAUUAAUUGGGCCUUCAGAAGUUACCGACAACUCUUCUUCCGUGGAGGAAGUUACCAUUAAUUUGAAAGUACUAAUUGUGGAUGAGGAGGAAACUGAUGAAGCUGAUGUAGCUGAUGAAUUAAUUAAUGAUAGUGGAUAUGAUUUGAGUGUUGUUGUUGAGCCUAUUUCAAUGGUAUUUGACAUUAAAACAUAUGGUUUACCCAUAAUUUCCAGUCCGUUCAAUGCCAAGUUCGUCAUUCUACCAAGAUACAGAUCAGAGCCUGGGUUUAACGAUAUGCCUGUUCCUUUCAUACUUGAUGACCAUGCACAUGAUUCUAAGAGUAGUUAUUCAAUGCCAGCAGUGACCAGGGUUUGGCUUGGAAGUCUUUCGCUUUUGGAACCAAAGCUUAAGAAUAUCAAAAUUGAUGACGUCAAGUUCUCCAUGACUACCUCUAACCAAGACAUGAUGAUUUCAAAACAAGAACAGAACAACAACAAUAUGUCAAUGUUUACAGAACUCUUCUCCACAAAGAGUAAGAUGGGCUUUUCACAUCGGAAUGUUAUGAUACUGACCAAUGCUACAUUGAAGUAUCAUAGACUGCAAACACCUAACAUUACCAAUGAAUAUACCACCCGAAAUUGGGAUAUCUUACUCCCAUUAUCUGACCCCAGAGUUUUGGUUACCUUGACUAACGUUAACAAGACUUUGAAUACUGUUACUUUGAAAUAUAUCAUCGAAAACCCAUCUCCACGGGUGUUCACAUUCAAUACCGAGUUGCAAUUGGACGAAUUGUCUUCUUCAUCAUGGACACUAGACGAAGAACUGCUGCUGCUGCCUCCAUUGAAGCAAUUUGAAAUGCCAGUGAUGCCUUUCAAUAGACAUGUUGUUGAGUUCAAAGCCAGAUAUAAUGAUUUCAAACAUAAUCUAACACCCCUACCUUUGUUUAAAGUGUACGAUGUUCACUAUCAUGUUUGGUUACCUACACUUUCGGUUGACUCCAAUCUAUUCAUCUACAACAAGAGACUACAUUGGCAGAUUAAUGGCCACAGUUAA